Pseudomyrmex gracilis is the source of this 4218-nucleotide messenger RNA. RefSeq names its product tonsoku-like protein. Gene Ontology annotation, molecular function: protein binding. Bases 392 to 4198 code for a protein of 1268 amino acids. The record is from RefSeq and is a predicted model, not a curated record. The transcript is spliced from 2 exons. Lineage: Eukaryota; Metazoa; Arthropoda; Insecta; Hymenoptera; Formicidae.
UAAAAUAAAAAAAAAAAAAAAACAUUUUAUAUAGAAAGUGCUGAUUUUAUCAAUGAACAGAAAUUUGUUGAAAUAUCAAAUAAGUUUUGUCCAAUAAAAAAAGCGACCGAUGUUCCUUGUUUUUGUUAAUUGCUUAACAAUUAAUUCCCGCUCUCUGAACGAAGGUAAUUCUAACCCCCAAAGUUCGGUCAGGAAGUUUUAGGAAAAAUGUCAUUCUGUUUGAUUUGUUGCAACUCUCUGCUGUAUUGUGCAACUAUUUUAAUUUUCACGGUUGUGAUGUACGCGCCAAAAAAACUCGAACAAGUAUGUUUUUGUUGAAAAUUGGAACAAGACGAAUUUCGAAGAAAUCAAAUAAAAACAGAGAAAACAAAUAUUGUUCCGUGUGUUUUGAAUGUACAGACCGGAAACUUCCAAGAUGAGUAUCGAUAAGUUAAUUAAAAGGAAGCAACACGCCAAACGUGAUAACAAUCUGUCUCAGUUGGCAGAAAUCACAAAAGCUCUCGGGGAUAUGUACUUCGAAACUGAACAACCGAGGAAAGCUCUGCAGGAAUAUGCGGAGCAACUGAGCAUCUGCGAGAAGCUGGGUGACAAGUUAAAUUGUGCGGUAGCGCACAGAAUGAUUGGUGAGAUUUAUGCGAGUCUGGGAGAUUACGAGCAAGCUCUGAUACAUCAAAAUCUGCAUCUGGAAGGUGCCAGAGACAUGAGAGAUCUGGUGGAAGAACAACGCGCAUUCGCGACCUUGGGCAGAACUUACUUCUGCCAGGCCGAAAGUUUGGUCACUCAGUUACAAAAACGCGACGAGGCUUUAGCAAAUGCAAAAGCAGCUUAUGUAAAGAGCAUGGAGUUGUGUGACAAGCUGGAAGGAACUGGAAUCAAGAUGGAAGAAAAACUGCUAAUGCGGGCAAGAUUACUUCUUAACUUGGGAUUAACAUUAGAAACGCAAAAAGAGACGCAACAAGCCAUCACCUUGAUUGAGCAAGCGGCCGCGUUGUGUCUAGCGAACAAUUUUCAGGAGGAUUUGCAUCGAACAUGUUUGUCUCUAGCAGGUAUAUACGAACGUCUAGGUAAUCACGAGUUGGUGUUACAGUAUAUUGAAACGGCGAGUACUGUUGGCGAUGUGCGCCUGAAAGCUGAGGCGAAACUGACCAAGGCUGAAUUUUACAUGCGAACUGGACAGUGGAUUGAAACACGUAAAAUACUGAUUUCCUUGUAUACAAGUAGCGGACUGUCGAGAGAUAUUAAUAAUCAGGUAGAAAAGUAUCUAAGAAUUAUCGUGACUCUGUGCCGAGCUGAAAAUAAUCUUCUUGUAGAAACUGAUACUCGUUCCAAGCAAAAGCUUUACGAAACUUUAGGGGACGCAGCAGUCGCCGCGCAAUGCUUUGACAAAGCUGUGGAAUAUUAUCGUCAAAUGUUGAUUUGCGCGGAAAAAACGGGCGAUCAAAUAGGUAUCUCUUUGGAAAGCUUAGCGCAAACGCUCAAGGAUGCGGGACGGCACAAAGAAGCGCUGACUUACGCACAAAGAGAAUUCGAACUUUGCACGAGUCCUCAAGAGAGAUGCAGAUCGGCAUUAUUUCUAGCGGAUUUGCUGAUAACGACAAACGCAUCUGACCAAGAGAUUCGAAACUAUUAUACCUUAGCGCUCGCUUCAGCCAAGGAAAGCAACAGUAUUAAGUUGCAAAAAUCUGUUACGAAAGAUUUCGUUAUCUAUUUGGAAAAUAUAAACAAUUUCAAUGAGGCGAAAGAUGUAAGAGAGGAAGCGGGAUUGGAAGAACUGAGCGAUACGGAAAGCGAGACGUCGUUCGAAGAAAGCGACACAAUCGGUGCGGAUAUCUGUCUCGAAGAUUUGUCCGAUCUGGAAGAAAACACCAAGGGAACGAGUAGUGUAACCAAGAGGCGAACAAAGAGACCAUCCAUUUUGAAGAAGAAUGAAAAAGGCGAAACGCAACUACAAGUAGCGUGUAUUAACGGCGAUAUUAACACGGUUCAGAGACUUUUGUCGUCCGGUCACCCCGUAAAUGUUCGAGACAACGCCGGUUGGUCUCCCCUUCACGAGGCUGCGAAUUACGGUUAUGUGGAUAUCGCGGAGUUGCUUAUCAAGUCUGGCGCGAACAUAAACGACAAUGUACCUUGCAGGGGCAUGACGCCUCUUCACGACGCAGCGUUGUGCGGACAUUUUUCAGUGAUGAAUCUUCUGAUGGAGCACGGAGCAGACGUGACGCUUAAAACUCAUGACGGCGACACGGUGCUCGAUUAUUUGGAAGACUGGAGAGAUCGCGUAGAAGACUUAAAUCCCGAAGACCUGGCGGAAUAUGAUAUAAUGCAUAAAAAGCUUUCUGCUGUUAUCUUAACGAAAAGGAAGAAGAAAAAAUACGACGGUGUCCGGACGUUGGACAAAAAGUCUUCUGAGGUUCGAGAAAUAUCUGCCGGUGAAGAUUACAAGAGAACGAUAGCGCAUCUAAGAACUUUCAACAAGACCAAGCCGGUCUCUCGGUUUAAAAGCGACGAUGCAAUCGCACUUCCUUUUUUAGUGAACGAGGAGCAAGUUCUAAUCGAUGACUGGCUCGAGGACGACAUUGGGAUCACAACGAAGAAAAAAUCUGCCUCGAACGUUCACGGUAUCACAACGAAGAGAAGAUCCGCGGACGAGAACAUGGAGAAGAAAUCCACCUCGAACUCUCAUGGCGUUACGACGAAAAGAAAAUCCGCAGAUGGAAGUACAGAGAACGCCGCGAAGAAGAUGAAACGAAACAACAGCUUUUCCAAUAGCACAGAGAAUAUUUUUAUUAGUGAUGACAGUUAUGACAGCGCUAUCAUCGAAACUGCUUCGUUUGCUGAAGAACCCACAAGAACUAAAAGAAAACAACAAACAUCUUUGUUGACGAGUGGAUUCACCAAGUCGCGCACACCAUCUCCGUCCGUUUUGCAUAUCGCAAAUUCCAAACAGUACAACAAAGAACAUGUAAAUUUACACAUACUCGUCAAAGACACGGCACUUGAUGUAAAGGUAGCAGUUUGCGAGGACGAGAAGGAAUUUUUAUCACGCGUCACGUCAGCCGUCGAAAGCAAGUUCUUCGAUGAAACCGGUUGUACGGUUAAAUUACAGUUGCGACCAACAAAUGGAAACAUCGUGACAAGAGAUUACAUUGUAAACAUUGCGAGUGAAAUGAAUGACAGAUUAGAAUGCGAAAUAGUUGAAUUACAGAUACCGCCUAUUGUCGAGAGAUACAAAACUAUCUGUCGCACCUGUAAUUUAACUCCCUGCGACAGUAUGUUGAAGUGUUUGAAAUCCUGCGAGAACACGUCAAUAUUUCGCGCGAAACCCGACGAUAUCAGCGAAGAGAUACUCGUAUCGUUGUUGAAAACUUUAGAAUACGAAAAGAACAUCAAGCUGCUGCAAUUGUCCGACAUCGUAUUGCUAAAAGCGGGAACGAAUUUGUAUCGAUGUCUGUCGAACCUCUCGUUUCUGCAAGAGCUCUAUCUGAAAGGCUGCGACAUUGACUCAGCUUGUUUGCGCAAAAUCAACUCGUUGCCACCUCAGUUACGGAUCUUGGAUCUGAGUUACAAUCCACUGACUUCAAAGAGUUGCGACACCCUUCGAACGCUAAUUGCGCCUUUGAGAUUCUUGCAAACUCUUAAUUUACGUUACUGCCAGUUGGACGAUUUUUGUUUUCCAUCUGGCAAUCCAAAUUUAACGAGUUACGAUAUUUCGUGGAACAAACUGAGCCGGGAUACAACGAGUUCUAUUUUGAGCAAACAACUGUUCGACCUGAAUUUAUCCAAUACUCUGUCUUCCAAUCAGUUUAUUUCCAGUUUGAAUAUAACUCUGUCACCGAGUUUAGAAUUUUUAGAUCUCUCGUUCUGUGACAUAACAGACGACGAUGUGAAAAUUAUUUUAACGCAGCUGCCUAGACUGUCGAAAUUAACACUUCGUGGAAAUACAAGUGUAUCUUUGUUGUCUGUGAACAUGUUGCUGAGCCGUCAUCCAACAUUGACUCACAUCGAUGUUACGGGUUGUGAAUGUAUUGCAAGUAAUCCAGAAGCGGGAUUAGUCAUACAUAGUCCAGAAAUUUGCACAUUAGUGGCUAGCGUAGAACCCGAUUUGUGUGAUUCGUGGAUUAAACUGUGGCGCGGUACAGGAAUUGUAACGAAACUGCCUCAUAAGUUAGCGAUUUUUAAACCGAUGUCUUUCUGCGGAUAACAAUAUCCAUAAAAAAUGUA